GACAAAGCUCCAUUUCCCUUCUCCCCUCCGUCGUCCCAAAAUAUCUGAAUCUCUCUUUGCCUUCAAUGUGUUUGUUGACCGGAAAACCCCCAACAAGCUGAGAAGAUAAUGGCUUGGAGGCUCUGUUGCCGCCGUUCCCUCCUUUCUUCUAUUUGCCAAGUCCCAAACCUCCGACUGCAGCUUUCACUUCCUCCAAGAUUCGAAGCUCUGUAUGAUUCUGCUCUGAGCACUUCAACAAGUCAAAUUAGCUGUGGGUUUUGCCCAAAAUUUCAAGCUUCACGGUCAUAUGCCCGUGGUGGGCAUAAACCUUAUGAUCUCUUUGGAAAUGGACAACCUGGUGAUAAGGACUUUAGGAAAGCCUGGAAGAAAGAGAUUGAUGAAGAUGCUUCUUUAUGGACAGGAAGUGAAGAAGAAAGUGACAAUGAAAAGGAUGAAAAGAGUCAUCUGGAAAAAGAGAUUCGAAAAGUAAGACAGCAGGCAAGGGAGCACUCUAACCUGAUUGAUGCUGAUGACAGUGAUGAGCUGAGAAGUGUUUGGUCUGGAAGUGAUGAGGAGAAGUCUCUGUGGACUGGUAGUGAAGGUGAUGAUGACGACGAUAUUCCUACUGAACCCUACCCAAAUGAAAGCAGUGAUAAACAUAUAGAUAAACUAUUUGAGUUUGAGGAAACAUCAAAGUAUCGGACAAUCUCAGAAUUAUUGAAAGCUGAGCAGGAACCGGAAGAAUUGUCCCCCGGAAAGCAAGCUAGGAAAAUAGCAGUUGAGAAUGCCUUGAAAAAGUUGAAGAAAGGGCCAGAUGGUCGAUACAUUAACGUAUGGGAGGUCAUGAGUGACUUAGAUAUUCUAAUAGGAGCAUUUGAAAAUAUAGUUUCAGGACCAGAAUAUGCAGAGCUUAGACAGGGAGGGCCUAAGAAAUUAAAUAUUCAGUUUUUCAAGGAUAUACAAGCCCGUAUGAGAGAUCCAAAUUAUAAGUUCUCACCUGAGUUAAAGUUGAAACCAAAGAGCAAACUAGUUCGUAGAAAGAAAUGGCAGAAGACACAAUCUAGGCGGAGGAAAGCACAAAAGCGCUAGGUAUUUCCUUGAACAUCCUGAGUAUCUAACAGAUGGGGUAAUUCUGUCACAAUUUUUCAUUUCAAAUCCUGAUUAUGUCCACAAGUUUCCUGCUUUGACAGCAUAUUGAUGCCAUUAGAUCUCUUGAACCUAGUGAAGAAAUUAGCAUGGCUUGGUCCAGAUGGCUCUGAAGACUUGCAACUUGAUAAAGCAGCGCUCCUUCCUCCUCCGUACUUGGAGGCAACUAUGCUUGACCCUGUUGUUCGGCCUACAAACAACCCAGCAACAACAAGAAUUCCAUUAAAGAUUUGCAGUUGUAAUCCAAGGAUCAGCACAAAGUCAAGGUAGAAGGGCCCGGUCAAUGUUGGAACAGUAGUCGUUACUUGUAGGGCUCUUCUGUUCGUUUCCCUUUUUUUCUUUCCUUUUCUUUGUUGUUUAGUCAAGUGCAACUGUUAUGGGGUCCUUCUGCAAGCUGCAACUCAAAGGCACAGACAAAGAUUAGUCACACUCAAAAGGAAAAAUGACAAUGAAGAAGCUUUGCUUGCCUCUUUACCUUUUUUUUUUUUUUUUUUUUCCUUCCUUCCAAUUCAAGUGUUUCAAAUCCUUCAGUCUUUUACUCCUUUCCCCAUUUCCUGGGUUGGGGUUCUGUUGUCUUGCUAAUCCAACAAGAUAGUCUCCAUGGAAAUGUCAUGCCAAAUGCGUAAAUGUAGUCAUAUUCUUAUAACUAGCGGAUACGUAAGAUUCAGUCAAAUUUCAACUCUCUUUUUAAGUAA
This is a messenger RNA of Prunus mume (Japanese apricot), 1820 nucleotides long. RefSeq names its product glutamyl-tRNA (Gln) amidotransferase subunit C. The record is from RefSeq and is a predicted model, not a curated record. Lineage: Eukaryota; Viridiplantae; Streptophyta; Magnoliopsida; Rosales; Rosaceae.